AUGUGGCAACAUCGUUCACUGAAAGAGGACCCGUUGAGGUCGGACGUCAGAUUCUCUCUGCCUGCCCUGUCCACCAGCAAAAACCUGUUGAGCAGCAGACCACAGCUUCACAGCAACAAAGUGCUGAAGCUUGGCGAGGAAACCAUCUGUUCCCUGGGUGAAGAUAUUUCACGGAUCCCCUCUGCCACUCGAAGCACAAUGAGGCAUCUCAACUCUCGGCAUAUUGAAGUCAGCCAGUGGCAAUCCCAGAUAUCUGAGAGCAUCGGCCGAGUGGAUCGGGAAAUCACUGCAGUGGAGCAGGUGAAAGACGCUGCUGAGUGCUGCCUCCAGGAGAAGCAGCUGUACAGUCAGCUCAUGAGAGACUGUGUGGCCAUCAGUAACAGUUUGAGCUCCGCAGGCCAGAGGCAGGGCCGUGUUCUCACUGAGCUGAAGAAGGAAGAGCAGCUGAACGAAGAGAUCAGAGAACUGCUGCAGAAGCAGAUCUGCAUCCUGCUCGACAAACUAAGCUCCCUGAAAGUGAUCCACACUCAGCUGCUGACAGAUUUUCGGGACAAGAGUGAAGCCAUUAAGCUCACCACCAGAUGUAUCGCCCUUGACGUCAACAGCCCAAGCUCCCAGCUCCCUACUGGUCAAUACAAACCCAACUAUGUGAGCUAUAAAGAGUGGUUGUCCCACUGCAGGAACCUGAGGCUGUCGGCCGAAAACCUGAUCAAGGACUCCUCUUCCUUCAGGGGAAACCUGCGUUUUACUCUGGUCAAUCUAAAAAAUGCCCAUGAGCGCCAGCACCGCAUCACAGAUGAUGCCAUGAGAAAGAAGUUCAAUAAGCUGGCCAGGGUCCAGGAUACACUGAUCUGGGAGAGGCAGCGGACAAGGGAUGAGAUUUCUGAUCUGACAAAGGACAUACAGAAAGUGUCAGUUCAGAUCAGUAACUGUACCUCCAAGCUGCAUCAGGCCACCCACCGCCUGGACAUCCUCCACCAGAGGCCCAGACGUGAGCUCUGCCUGGACCAGCCUCUCUUCAGCGUCAGGCUGGAGAAACAUGACCUGGAAAUCAUGGCAGCUGGACUUCGCCCCAUACUGAAGCGGUCUCAGCAGGACCUUGAGGUCACAUGCAGGCGCCUGAUCAUUCUGGAUAACAAACUGGCCAACAAUGUUUGUACCAUGGAGUUGGAGCAGAAGUGCCAGAACCUGCACCAUAGUUUCCUUCCUGCGCUCGACACCACUGUGAUCCUCACCAACAAGCCCAGGUUCCACACGGGCCGCUCCAGCGCUCUCUCCUACUUACAGUAG
Messenger RNA from Cottoperca gobio, 1290 nucleotides. RefSeq lists its product as uncharacterized. Gene Ontology annotation, cellular component: nucleus; microtubule cytoskeleton. NCBI's taxonomy places the organism in Eukaryota, Metazoa, Chordata, Actinopteri, Perciformes, Bovichtidae. The record is from RefSeq and is a predicted model, not a curated record. Gene Ontology annotation, biological process: cilium movement involved in cell motility; cilium assembly.